AUGGAUUCGUGGGCGGCAACGGCGCGGAUGGCCGUAAUCUUAUUGGCGCGCAACCGCCACACCCAGGCCAGUUCCACAGAUCAGAAGGGUGUGGUCCGCUCUUCCUCCCUUGAUGAGUUGGAUGGCCUGGACGGCAAUGUGUGGGUAAGGUUAUUUGAGAGGUGGGGUUUUAGGGUCUCGUUGCAGCUGUGGCCGGCUUUCAUCGCAUGCCAUGACGAUGCGGAGGGUUGCGAGCGACAUUUUGGCGGGGUUUUGUAG
This is a messenger RNA of Histoplasma mississippiense, 258 nucleotides long. RefSeq lists its product with no specific name. Bases 1 to 258 code for a protein of 85 amino acids. The record is from RefSeq and is a predicted model, not a curated record. The transcript has a single exon. NCBI's taxonomy places the organism in Eukaryota, Fungi, Ascomycota, Eurotiomycetes, Onygenales, Ajellomycetaceae.